This is a messenger RNA of Protobothrops mucrosquamatus (brown spotted pit viper), 3454 nucleotides long. RefSeq names its product dihydrolipoamide S-acetyltransferase (gene DLAT). Lineage: Eukaryota; Metazoa; Chordata; Lepidosauria; Squamata; Viperidae. Gene Ontology annotation, biological process: pyruvate decarboxylation to acetyl-CoA. Gene Ontology annotation, molecular function: dihydrolipoyllysine-residue acetyltransferase activity. The record is from RefSeq and is a predicted model, not a curated record. The transcript has 14 exons. Gene Ontology annotation, cellular component: pyruvate dehydrogenase complex. The coding region runs from base 1 to 1692 and encodes 563 amino acids.
AUGUGGCGGGUGCUGGUGCCUUUGCCCGCCCUCUCCCCCACCAUGCAGAUGGGGACCAUUGCGCGUUGGGAGAAGAAAGAGGGGGAGAAGAUCAACGAGGGAGACUUGAUUGCAGAGGUAGAGACAGACAAAGCAACGGUGGGGUUUGAGAGCAUGGAAGAAUGCUACCUGGCCAAGAUCCUGGUCCCCGAAGGAACGCGGGAUGUUCCCAUUGGAUCCAUCAUCUGCAUCACUGUGGACAAGCCUGAACUUAUUGGCGCCUUCAAGGAUUAUACUUUGGAUUCAGCAGCUGCCACCCCAUCAGCCUCGGUACCACCCCCACCUCCUCCAGCUGCUCCCCCCAAACCAGCAGCUCAGCCAUCUGCACAAGCUCCAGGCAGCUCCUAUCCUCCCCAUAUGCAAAUUCUUCUUCCUGCCCUCUCUCCUACAAUGACAAUGGGCACCGUGCAGAGGUGGGAAAAGAAGGUUGGCGAGAAGCUGAGCGAAGGAGAUUUAUUGGCAGAAAUUGAGACAGACAAAGCAACAAUAGGCUUUGAAGUGCAAGAAGAAGGUUACCUGGCAAAGAUCUUGAUACCAGAAGGCACCCGAGACGUCCCCUUGGGAACCGUUCUCUGUAUCAUUGUGGAGAAGGAAUCGGACAUUCCUGCUUUUGCAGACUACAGAGAUGUUGGGAUCGCUGAUAUCAAACCUCCCGUGUCCCCACCGCCUCUGCCCCCAAGCCCAGCAGCAGCUGUUUCAGCCCAGCCUGUUGCCUCUCCGGUCAAGACUCCUGCACAUAAAGGGAGGAUAAUAGUGAGCCCUCUGGCAAAGAAAUUAGCCGCAGAGAGAGGAAUCGAUCUCUCGCAGGUGAAAGGUACAGGGCCAGAGGGACGGAUCACAAAGAAGGACAUUGACUCAUUCGUGCCAUCUAAAGUUGCCCCGGCCCCGGCACCGGGUGCGGUUCCUCUGGCUGCACCAUCUCCCACAGUUGCAAGAGGAGUGGCUGCAGCUGCCCCCACAGGUGUCUUUACUGAUAUUCCCAUUAGUAAUAUUCGAAAGGUGAUUGCCCAGCGUUUGAUGCAGUCUAAACAAACGAUACCUCACUAUUAUCUCUCUGUUGAUAUAAACAUGGGAGAAAUAUUGGUGCUGAGGAAAGGACUCAACCAGGAGAUGCCACAGAAUACCAAGCUCUCAGUCAACGACUUCAUUAUUAAAGCUUCAGCUCUGGCCUGUUUGAAGGUGCCUGAAGCGAAUUCUUCGUGGCUAGAAACAGUCAUUAGGCAAAAUCACGUAGUUGACGUAAGCGUGGCGGUCAGUACUCCAGCAGGGCUUAUAACGCCAAUUGUGUUUAAUGCACACACAAAGGGGUUGGCCUCCAUUAACCAAGAUGUUGUCACAUUAGCCAGCAAAGCGAGGGAAGGCAAGCUUCAGCCCCACGAGUUCCAGGGAGGAACCUUCACAGUCUCAAAUUUAGGAAUGUAUGGCAUUAAGAAUUUUUCGGCUAUAAUCAAUCCACCGCAGGCUUGUAUUUUGGCAAUUGGUGCCUCUGAGAAAAGGCUGGUCCCGGCAGAUAAUGAAAAAGGGUUCGAUGUGGCCAGUGUCAUGUCUGUGACCCUCAGCUGUGACCACCGUGUUGUGGACGGGGCAGUGGGGGCCCAGUGGCUCGCAGAAUUCAAGAGAUUCCUGGAAAAACCAGCUACGAUGCUGCUAUAGUUUCUCAAGGACUUUGGCAACCUAAUCGCUUCAUUCUAAAGAAGCUAUUUAUAUAUCGAAGGGUUAGACUUUAAAAAAAAUGUUUCCUUCUUUUAUUUUUUAAAAAAAGUCUAUAAACAGUGACUGGUAAUUUUGAUUUACCAGUCAUAGAGAUUUAAAGGUUCUGCGGGGGGCCUUCCGAAGCCAAGUACAGCUGCGCUCUAUCUUAUUCAGUGGAUGAAUUUGCAAACUUUUCCCCAGUUGUUGAAAAUAAUCAUGUGUUGUAAUGCUUCUGAUCACAAUGUUGCAGGGUAUCACAGGCUCCUACCCACCCCACCAGCUAGAUGGCUCAGCCUUCAUUUUCAAUAAAACUAGGGAUUUGAAUAUGAAAUAACAAAAAAUGCAAACGUAGAUGUAGCACAAUUUAAAUUUUCAGCAGAAAAAAUCGACCCCUCCCCCCAUGUGUUCUAAAUACUGCAAAAAAAGAUGGAUCAGAGCAGUUGACAUUCUAACUUUGCAAAAUUCAACUGUUAGACUUUCCAGCAACGGGAAUCCUUUUAGCGCACUGCAAGAGAAAAUGAAUGUUUGAGCCACACCACCUAAACUGAAUGGCUCUUUGAAAUCCUUCUGACGAUUUGCCUUAUGUGAGUUUCCGUAAUUUAAGCAUGUGUUGUUUUGCUUCCUUUCUAGGUCAGUAAAUGCUGUUUUACUCCAAGCAGAAGUCAUUUGUUAAGGGAACUGGUGAAACUGGGUUCAAUUAAAGAUAAACAACAUAUGGACUCUCAUUACAGACUCCACCAUAGGCUUCUCCCCCCGCUUAAUGGUCUAGGCUGGGCAGUCUGGGACUUUUGUCCCAUUAAAAGGAACGUGAGAGUGCAUUUCCAUCAUUUAAGCAAGAGUUGUGUACAGGAAUGUUAAAAAAACCUUUCCUAUUGCGUUUUGAGUGUGCAGUCUUGUGAAAUGUCCUAUCCCGCAUGCGAAACUGCUGUUUCCCAUGCAAAAUGGGCUGUCUUAAGCAGGAAGCACUCCAGAAGUUCUCAAAAUCAGCCCAUAUUGCAGCUGCACCUGGGCCUCUAGCAGCCUUGCAUUUGAAAUGGGACGUUGACCUCAGAAUAGCUGAAAUAAAAACUUUUGCAUGCCCCUAAUUGUAUGAAAGGAGGAAAACCCCGGUGCCUUGUUAUCAACUGGCCCAACCAGAUGUGAAUUGUGCUUGAAUUCCACUGAAAUCAGUAGGACAAUUAGGCCCCAUUCUUUCAAAUUCAAAGAAAUCAGAACCACAUUUUUACUGGAUCUGGUUGCUGUUCUGGAACAACUUUGCUUUCUUGUCCAUCCCAGGCUCAAGAGAAACAGAAUUUCAUAAGUCAUAUAAAUAUGUACAUCUUUGCUAGAAAUGGAAUUUCUUUUAAAAAGGGCCCAGUCACGUUUUUAAUUGUGUCCUAGGUAUACAGAGACGCUAAUGGGAAAUGCCUCUUGUUUUCCAAGGAGAAGCUAAUUUUAAAAGGUGGAUCAUGUAACUGCUAAGUGAUGUGACCUGAGCAGCCAAGUAGACCAUUACCCGAUUCACCCCAUGUUAAUCUGUAUGUCACCACUUCAUUAAAUAUUGUCUCUUGUCAAUUUGCGCUACCAAAUCCACUACAAAUAUAUACAUGCAAUUAAAUAUUUUUUUUCUGAGAACCAAUUUGUUGAGUUGGUUGUAAUUCAACCAUUUGGAAACAAAAGUGCUUAAAACAUCUUAAGUUGGUAACAGAUUGGCAUUAAAGGUUUGAUGUUCUUUAGACUGCUA